GUGGCUACUUACUAGGAAAACAAAGACAGGCGGCUGUGCGUCUACAGCUACAGAGGGCGCAGGUUUGACGAUGGACUAUCUGUACUACUCAUACAGAAAGCAAGUUAAACACUUAGAAAUAACUAUCUGACACCGACAGCUACUUAAAAAGUUUGAAUUAUAGGCGUUGGGUUUCUAUGUGAGACAUUUUUAUCAGGAAUCCACAGGUCUUACAUUCAUGAAUAUCGCCAUGAAAGAAAAGCCUCCACUUUCAAUUUAAGAGACGGCGGUUAUAAUUCACAGUCUGGAUGUUUCGGAAGACUCAAUCUGAGACGCCGCCCUAUUAUUAGAGUUCCCAGGAUGGCAACUCAAGCGAGGGUUGCGUUGCAUUUAUUGUUGCUUUACUUAUUUGCUGUGCAGGACGGCAUUCUGGUUUGUGUAGAUGUGCCAUCGGAGACAGAGGCUGUCAAAGGGGGUUUUAUGAAGUUGACCUGCAUCUUCUGCAUGAAACGAGAGGAGAUCAAUGCCUGGACCACAGUGGAUUGGUACUACAUCGGUGCAGAUAAAAGCAGCGUGCUUAUUUUUCAGUACAAUGGUGAGCCGCGUGAGCCGAAGAACUUAAAGGACUAUUGGAGGGGUCGUCUGGUGUGGAACGGCAGCAAGGACAUGCAGGAUAUUUCUAUCGGCAUUCAAAAUGUCAGUUUAAAUGACACUGGCACUUAUGAAUGCAAGGCGUUCCGCCUAUAUAAGUAUGAGUCAUUCACACUGUUUGGCAAUAAGACGAUUACCAUCGAUCUACAUGUUAAAGAAACUGCUUACUUAUUGGAAGGCACUACUACAGAUAUCACGGCCCUGUAUUCAGAGAUCAUGAUGUAUGUUCUCCUGGUGUUCCUCACUUUCUGGUUGCUGGUGGAGAUGAUCUACUGCUACAGGAAGAUCUCCAAAUCCGAUGAGCAGGCGCAGGAUAACGCGACAGACUACUUAGCCAUUCCUUCUGAAAAUAAAGAAAACCCGGGCCCUGCCGUAACGGAAUAAAAGUCUCACGCCAUUACGUUACUGACGAGUCUCAAAAGUCUGAAAUCUGAAAAUGGAGAACAGGAGCUGAUCUAAUUCACAGACUGCCAGAGAAACCUGCCAAAUGAAAUCCCCUUUGUCUUGACCGUGUGUUGUCUGAAAGCAACUCUCAAUUGGUUCAUUAUCUUCUGCUGUCUCAAUGGAGGUCAGCUGUAACACGCCCAGUCUCAGACUGAUGAAGACAUGUACUCUAUGUAUCUGUUCUCAAAUUUUGCCUUAGCAGAGACACGAAUACAGCAAACCAGAACUCAAGAGCUGUCAGACUGCCUAUGUACGCACUUUUCUUAAUCCUAAUUGUCAAAAGAAGCCUUUUCCUUUUUGGUAUAUACUGUUUUAACUCUUUUGAUAGAUAUAGAUAAUAAGCCUGGAUUCUGCUUAGACUAGGUAUAUUUAUUGUGUUUUCUAUAUAAUGAAUCUCAUUCUAGGUUUUUUAUUAUUUUUUAUCUUUCUAAAAGCUUUUACGUCCCUUGACUUUGCCACUUUGGAAUAAAUCGUAUGUAAAAGUGUCAAAGCAAUUAAACAACGUUAAUGAGGUCAUACUGUACUGUGUAUAGCAGUGAGUGCUUUUUGUGUGAUUGGAAGGAAAGUUGUGAUCCGUGUUUACAGUCGGUCAUCGCAGACAUUUGCAUUUUUAAUUUAAUGCAAGUACAUUUAGACCCUUGAGAUUUGCACAUUACAAAAACCGCUAGACUGAAUGGCAUUAUUUAUUACAUUAUUUAAAGUAAUGUUUUAAGUCAUCUUUAUACUAUUUAAACUUUUAAACUGU
Messenger RNA from Misgurnus anguillicaudatus (oriental weatherfish), 1819 nucleotides. It is a transcript of the gene scn3b, whose product is annotated as sodium channel, voltage-gated, type III, beta. Gene Ontology annotation, biological process: sodium ion transport; ventricular cardiac muscle cell action potential; regulation of sodium ion transmembrane transporter activity. Gene Ontology annotation, molecular function: transmembrane transporter binding; sodium channel inhibitor activity. Gene Ontology annotation, cellular component: voltage-gated sodium channel complex. The record is from RefSeq and is a predicted model, not a curated record. Lineage: Eukaryota; Metazoa; Chordata; Actinopteri; Cypriniformes; Cobitidae.